GUGGAGUGUAGAGAGGAAGGAAGCUGGUUUAAAACCAGAGACGGUUGAAAAACACACACUGACUGGACAGCAAACAAGCCAGCGAAGACAAGAGGUUUCUUUUUCUCUGUUUUUGAGAGAAAUCAUUUCCUAUUAUGUAACCAAUAGCGCUCCGGAGGUGCUUCAUUUAGGGCCAUAAAUCUAUUUUCAGUCUGAACCGUGAUCCUCUUGAACACUCUGAGAACACAGAGUGAAAACCUCUGCGGUACUGUUCGCCUCAUCUUUCCAUUGCACCAGCAGGUGUUAUGGAUCUGCAGUGUCUCCGAUGCUGGAAUGUUUUGUCACUUCUUCUGUUGUUGCCUGGUAGGUUUUGGUGUAUGUCAGUUCACAUCCUGAAUGAGCAGCCUGUCCACGUAAUCCCAGGCACCAAGCUGGUUCUCACAGCCCGGAUCGAGAAGAAUCUCUGGGAACAGAUUUCCAUGAUAAAGUGGACACAGGAGCCUGAAACUGGACAUGAUCGGACCAAAGUGACGCUGGCUACGUGUCCUGCCAAAAGCCCAAAGUGUUCUGGUGAAAGGCCAGAUGUGCAAGUGAGUUUGAAGCAGCAGGAGACGACACUUGAGAUGAACAGAUACAGCACAGAAGACAGCGGAGAGUACUCAGUGACUGUGACAGAUCGCUCAGGAGCCAAUACCACUGGACGCUGCAUCGUCAGGGAAUACGAGGCAGUUCAUCAUGUCUCCGUCAGCAUCAACGUGUCUCACUCCUUGCUGGUUUGCCACGAGGCGUGGGGGACAGACCCCAGCUUCAGCUGGCUGCACGAGAGAGCUGCCAUCACCCAGCAGGUGGGAAAAGUCUCCAAGGAUGGAGACAUGCUGAUUGUAACCAUGACUCCCAUUUGUGGUCACUUCACCUGCGUGGUUGGCAACAAGUUGGGAUACAGCUCUGCCACAUACACUGCAGCACCUUGUGAAAGUGGGGGCAGAGGGAUGACGGCGGCUGUGGUUUGUCUUGUCCUCCUGCUGCUGGUGUGUGGAGGAGUGCUGGCAUUUCUCUUGUGGAGGAGGCGCAGGAAGAAUAACAUGGGAGAGAGGUUGUAUGAACACACAGACGACACAAUCUAAAAAAGAUCUGAGCUGUUGCUAGAAAGUCUCAGAGGAGAACACGCAACGAGGGUGGAAACUUCCUGUCCUGUGAGCAGUAUGACCUCACACUGCACGGAAACAAUGUGGAGAGUGAACUGCUUACAGACAAAUAUAGAAAAUAUGUACGAGUGGAUAUUCAGCUCACAGUGCCUCCUGCUCUGUCUGAAAAUGUUUGGGGUUUUUUUUUAGCAAUGUUUAAUUUUAUUUCUUUAUGUUUUGCUGUCAGUAAAUUGCAUAAAAAUGUAUUACAUGAAUGUAAAAAAACAUUAAGUCUGAAAGAAUAGGAUGCUUGGAUAUUCAUCUAUGCUUAGGUGAGAUUUCGUCUCAUUUGCUUUCAUUUCCAGGGUUCACUUUUCAGCUUACAUCCACACACAUUUAGAGCUAAGCAGCAAAAGCAAUUGAAAAAGACUUGAUUAAAAGCAGAGCCAGCCCAAGGCUGGGUUCCCACACAUUUAUGAAAAGCCUGGAGAGGUCUGGAAAUUGAUUUGUUCUUUUUUUAAAGUCUAGAUAACUAUGAAAAAGUAGUGAAAUUUAAACACUUAUUGCGUUAUCUACGAGAUGAAAAUAUAUUUUGUAAAAUUAAGUGCUUUUUAGAAUAAUUUAUGCUCAAAAUACAGGGCAGAGGGGUAGGAAGAGAUUCAAAAUCAAAGCAAAUCAACACAAAGAAUCAGAGAAAAGGAUCACAAAUUGUGCUUCAAAGAAACUGUGUGUGUGUUACAGAUUUAAAAUGUUAAGAUUAGAUGCCUAACAAAGCUGUGGAAUAGCCCUUUACUAGGACUCCAACAUGUGUUGUGUUAAAGAUUAUUGGAAUCUGAGGUAAAUGUUUUGUCCUCAAAUGUCUCUCAAAUGUUUUUUUGUUGCUUUUUUUACUUUUUUUUUACAUUGUGUUGACUUUUUUUACUGAGUCUAGAAAAGUGUGAAAAUGUCAAAAUUGAUAUAUUUUUUUUAAAUCUUGUUAACAAAUUUGGGGCCACCAUCUACCACUGCACCACUGACCAGUGCAGUGGUAGAUGCACCGGUCACAGGUUUGAUGUGUUUUCAUGACCGACCAUAACAAACUGGAUCUCUGAUAUGUUCAUACGCUGAGUAUAUAAAGUAUUAUCUCUAUUCAGACUUAAUUAAAUCAUGAGCUAACAUAAGUUUUUGAUACCAUUUCUUGUUGAAGCAACCAGGGGGCUCUUUGCCAAAACCUCAGCUGUUCCUGCCAUGAAGCUUCAAAUGAAGAAAUGCCACAAAAGCUCUACAAGGCAAACUGGUGUCAUCUGUUCUGGAAAAAAUGAGGAUUUAUCAGCUGAAUAUGUAAGCAAAGUUCAAACUACAGGAUACACAAUGCACAUUUAAAUAAUAAUUUUAAAAAAUGUCUGUGAUGGCACAUAUAAAUUGAAUACAUAAUAUAUGCAAAAAAUAAAGAGAUAAAAUGUGAACAAGUUUGAAACUGAGAAAACAUCAAAUCUUACCAGGUACUUUUAGUUUAGUUUCUAGUCUACAUAUCUUAGUACAGUUGAAAUAACACAAACCUAACUCACAAGUAACUUUUCAGGAGUUGUUUCAAAAGUUCCUUGAUAUUGGAGAAAGUACUUGUCCUAAUGUCAGAUUAUUACAUUAAUAUCAAGGGAAUAAUGUUUUAUUAUAAGUGAAAUAAUAAUAAUAAAGUCAAACUAGAUCAAAAAUACCUGGUAAGAUAUUAUGUUUUUGCGGUGAAGGGCCAUUUUGUAGGGUAUUUUGCAAAUGAAUGUACAAAUUAGAAGUGCAUAUACGGAUUGUGACAAACUUCCAUGCUGAAAAAGUUUGUGGUGAAACUUAUUUUCAAACUUUAUGGCAGCAAUCCUGAGUUUAUUUUUUGCAUCCAACCCACUAUUGGAUGCGGCUCAAUAUUUUGUGAUCGCACUGUGAAUUCAGUUUUCCACUUUGUUUUCUGUCAGUUUUUGUUUUUGCUCCACAAACUGAACAAAGCAUUCUUGGUGUAGAUCCAGAAAUGGCAGAGUUGUGUCCAAAAAUAAGGCUGGACACAUCAGCGUGCUCUACCGUAUUUUGACAGUGCUCUCAUUGCACUUAAACCUUUUAACCUCCAGUAUUGUUUCUGACAAGCUCCGCCAAGCUACAUGAAGGAAGUGGAACCAGACAGGUCAACUGCGGGACACGCUUUCUUGGGUGUGAGAGAAAAGUGGAACAAAACAACUGUCAUUAAAGUUCCAAAAUAGCUUUGGAGUUUUCCAAAGCUCAGUGAUGUUUUAUGAAAAAAUGUUUCAUAAUUUAACAGAAAAGUUGCUGCAUUUUCUCUAACUCUCUAAUAUUGCCAAACUUUAAACUGAUGUGAUAGAUAAGAUCUUCAGGUCCCUGAAGGCGCAUCCUGGUGCUGAGCAGACAGUGAUGAAAUAUUCUGAAAAUCAGAAGAAAAUGUGUUUAAUACAAAUCUUAGCUUCAGAAUGUGAGUCUGCUUCCUAUCUGCAAUAAUGUCCAGGGGACAUACAUCAGCGAAGUUCUCAAAUGAAACAUUUAAGAAGUAAAUUGUUUCUCUAAUCCAGACUUCAGCUUUUUUGUUAAAUCCCAUUCUGCUACAAAUCUAGUUCCCUAUUUCUGGUUGAGUUAUUUAAAAAAAAAAAAUAAAAAAUUUCUUGUUUG
Messenger RNA from Poeciliopsis prolifica (blackstripe livebearer), 3746 nucleotides. RefSeq lists its product as uncharacterized. Lineage: Eukaryota; Metazoa; Chordata; Actinopteri; Cyprinodontiformes; Poeciliidae. The coding region runs from base 285 to 1103 and encodes 272 amino acids. The transcript has 6 exons. The record is from RefSeq and is a predicted model, not a curated record.